Messenger RNA from Lacerta agilis (Sand lizard), 5300 nucleotides. RefSeq names its product protein dispatched homolog 2-like. Lineage: Eukaryota; Metazoa; Chordata; Lepidosauria; Squamata; Lacertidae. The coding region runs from base 178 to 4623 and encodes 1481 amino acids. The record is from RefSeq and is a predicted model, not a curated record. The transcript is spliced from 8 exons.
CACGUGUCCGGCUCGGCCCGGUCCCCUCCCCAGCCGAUUCUCCCAGGAUUAGCGCACGCGCUUUCUCGGCCGAGGGAACAGCCGCUUUCAGCACCGCGGAACUGCGGACAGCGCCUUCCGCCCUCCCCACCAAGGCGGCGCUUUUGCGGUCAGGAGGCCACGACGCCGACGAAGACCAUGGAGGGCGCGGCGGGCUCCCAGUCGCUGGACGGGGAGGCGGCUGCCGGCCAGAGAGCAGAGGCGAGGCGCCCGGAGACAGCGGGCUGCACCUCCAGGGAAAAAGUAAAGCCAAAGCUUUGUCAAAGUUGUCAUAAUGUGCCGGAGAUCAGAAAGACGGAGCCGAGCUCCAAUGGAGGCUCCUGGGAACGGAGAUGCCCUGUCCAUCACUGCCCGAUUGAUGCUUCUCCCAGCUCAGCGAGAUACCAUCAGGCCUCUUCCAGCCAUAUGCACGCCCCAAUCUCCACUCGAUCCAACGGGCAGGUGCCCUCUGGCUCCCAGGACUCCUUCCAGCCUCACCUGUAUUACCACUGCAACCAGCAAGAAGCCAGAAACAGCUACGCCUUGCCUCCCCUGCCAGGGCACGGGGAGAGGGCGACCUUGUGCUCCCAUCACUCCAGUGGGGAUUCGUCGUCAACUCCCCAGCACGAGGCUGCGGACAUGAGAUGGAAACAGUGGCCCCACGACCAGCAGCAGUUACGGCCAGUGCAACACCAUGUCGUCACGGUCAGACAUGACAAAGUGUUCAGGAUGCCAAAGAGUUUGUCCCAAGUGAUUGCUGAGUGGCCAGUCGCUGUCUUAGUGCUCUGUUCGGUGACCGUGUUGGUCUGUACGCUGGUGAGCGUGUUAGUGGGAAAUUUGCCUGAUUUUUCUGAACCCUUGAUGGGAUUUGAGCCACGAGACACCGACAUAGGCAGAAAGCUCACCGUCUGGAAGAAUAUGAAAAGCCACACAGGCUAUAAGAAGAUUCUCUCUCUUUCCCCUCACAAUGACAACAGCUACGGGGACAUAGGCAUGAACAGAGGGCAGAGAUCCAUACAAGGCGAACGAGAAGCAAGAAUAAGGAGGAUGGUGGAGCCAGACUAUGAAAAGGAUGGCUUCUUUUGUGGACCCCCAGGGAAAAGUUAUUCUCAGCUGGUAUUUAUGUCCACAACUGCUGGAAGCUUAUGGAACUUGAAAGCAAUACAAUCCAUGUGUCAAAUGGAACAGGACAAGAUCCGUUCUCAUGCAGAGUUUGGGAAUCUCUGCCAGCGUACUGAAGCCAACGAAUGCUGUCCAAGUUGGUCUCUUGGAAACUUUAUCGCAGCCCUGUACAACCGGUCUUCUUGUUUAGAGGUUACCGAAGCUGAUGUUUCCCACACCCUCGUGCUCCUUCGUUCGUGUGCCCCCGACUAUCACAAAGGUGUCCUCGUCCCUCCUUGCAUCGGUCCCAAGACUGAAAGAGACAAGCACGCCCAGUGCUCCAAAAUCCCUGAGAAAUGCACUCGCUUCCAUGCUGUUUACCAGCUUCUUCAUUUCCUCGUCGACCGAGAUUUUCUCAGUCCACAGACAGUGGGAUACCAAGUGCCAACCCUGAAAUACAGCCUGCUGUUCUUGCCUAUGAUGAAGGGAGCAUCCAUGAUGGGCAUCUACCUGAACAACCUUGAGUCGUGGGACUUGUUUGAUAAUUACACCUCCAUUACUGGGAUGGACCUGGGCCUUAAGCAGACAUUAUUCCAGCACUACCUAUUACUGGAUACCGUGUAUGCAGUCUUGGCGAUACUGGCCAUAUUUCUAAGCAUAUUUUUUUAUUUGCGCUCGGUCUUUAUUACUUUUAUCACCUUAAUUAUUGUCUUUGGUACCUUGAUGAUUUCCUAUUUCUUGUACAAGGUGGCCUUCAGAUUCUCCUACUUCCCUUUUGUAAACCUAACAGCGGUAGUCAUUCUCAGCAGUCUUUGUGCCAACCACACCUUUGUCUUUUUCGACCUCUGGAACCUGAGCAAGAGCCAGAACCCAUCCGCUGGGCUACUGCAGUGGGUAAGACUAACCAUGCAUCACUUUGGGUAUCUCAUGCUAGCAUCUUGCCUGACGACUGGUGCUGCUUUCUACGCCAGCUACAUGAGUUACAUAACCGCCAUUCGAUGCUUUGCCAUCUACAUGGGCACCUCUGUCCUGGUGAACUUGGUCUUCAUGCUGACCUGGCUUCCUUCAACCGUUGUGCUGUAUGAACGUUACCUAGCAAGGAACUGUGUCUAUAAACCAGAGGGCUAUUGGAAUAACAGUGGGCACAAGAGUGUCAUUCUCUCUCUCCACCACAUUCUCAGGCAUAUCCAGAAAACCUGGCACGAAACGGCCAAGUUAUUAUUUGAGAAAGUUCUUCCUUGUGGGGUGAUAAAGUUCCGCUAUAUAUGGAUCUGCUGGUUUACUGCCUUGGCUAUAGGGGGUGCCUACAUUUCCUGUCUGAACCCUAGGCUCAAACUGCCUUCUCUAGAGAUGUCAUCUGUGCAGGUUUUCAGGCUAAGCCACCCCUUUGAGAGGUAUGAUGCUGAAUAUUGUAACGAGUUUAUGUUCGAAAGGCUGGAGAGAGGAGAAGACCUGCACAUGCCCGUCACUAUUAUAUGGGGUGUACUCCCAGUGGACAAUGGGGAUCACUUUAACCCCAAGAGCAAUGGUACUCUGGUGAUGGACCCAGCAUUUACCAUCGAAAAUUCUGAAGCUCAGCUAUGGCUGCUGGACUUUUGCCAAAAAGUUAAAAACCAAACUUUUUACUACUCUGAACUGGAACAAAAACCCACCGUUUGCUUCAUGGAAGAAUUCCACCGGUGGAUGGAUAGCCGCCAGUGCUCUAAGAGAGAUCACAGCUUCAACCUCUGCUGUAAUCACUUCUCCUUCCCAUACAGCAGAGAAGUCUUCCUUCAUUGCAUCAAGAUGAUGAUCAUGGAACAAAACAGAGACGAGGCUGAGACUCAGGACCUAGGCCUCAGAUUUGAUGAAAGAGGCAACCUGGUUGCUUUGGUGCUACAGUUUCAAACCAUUUACCACUACAGCUUCAACUAUAGCAAGGCCAAGCAUUUCUAUGAUGAAAUUGGCCUCUGGAUAAGAGAAGAGAUGAAGGCAGCCCCCAUGGGGCUUCAGAACGGCUGGUUCACCAGCAAGCUGGAGCUCUACAAUCUCCAGCACAGUGUGGACACAGAGAGUAUGGUAGUGCUGGGCUUAUCAAUAGCCAUCUCAUUCAUGGUUCUUUUGCUCACAACUUGGAAUGUCCUUCUUAGCUUGUUCUCCGCCGCAGCUAUUACAGGCACCGUUCUGGUAACUGUCGGCCUGUUGGUCCUCCUGGAGUGGCAGCUCAACGCGGUGGAGUCUCUAUUCAUUUCGGUAGCAGUGGGUCUCUCCGUUGACUUCACGGUCAACUACUGCAUAUCCUACCACUUGUGUCCGCAUCCUGAUCGCCUGAGCCGUGUAGCCUUCUCCCUGAAGCAGAUGAGCUGUGCCACUGUCAUGGGGACUUCGGCUUUGUUUUCGGCAGGUGUCAUCAUGCUGCCUGCCACCGUGCUGGCCUACAGGAAGCUGGGCAUUUUUGUGAUGAUGAUCAAGUGUGUCAGUUGCGGCUUUGCGAGCUUCUUCUUCCAGUCUCUCUGCUGUUUCUUUGGCCCGGAGAAGAAUUGUGGACAAAUAAUUUGGCCUUGCACUCGUGCUCUGAAAAACUAUUCGGACGACCCGAGCUCUUCCAACAGAACGUUUACCUGUGGAGGAAAUGAGAAGCAGAGUAGGUUACAAAAAGGUCAGGAAUCCAACAGUGCAAAUGAACAGUACGAGCUCCAGCCUUUGGCCAGGAAGCUUAGUGACAGCUUUGACAACAGCACCUCUACAAGCAAGUUGUCCAAUCGUCCAUCUGUCUUAUCUGAAGACAUUCAGCUCCAAGAUAGCAAGUGCUCUGGAAUGGAAAUUCAUCCUUCCUCUGAAAAGGACAGACAGAAGCUGGAACAGAGUGCAGGGCGUCAUGUAACCCUUUGCCAAUGUCCAGCCCUGCAAACAUCUUCUCCUUACAAACCUGGAAGCAGCUCAGGAAAUGAAGCAGAAAGUCAUAGGGACAGGCCUUGCAGAGACUGCAGAUGUAAAAAAUAUGGCCAUAAAGCUUGGGACCAUCUUCAGUCAGCCAGCACAGUUGAUGACAAACUGCUGAAUAAAUCUCACUCCUCAAGCAACACCGAUCAACAAAAAUCAGAUUAUACCUCAGAAAAUAGUAAUGUACCAGAAACUGAAAUGUACGAACUCCACAGAUGCCUUUAUUCCACUGGCAGCUCUUUCAGUGCUCAGAAUGUCUCCAGUGAGACAUCCCUGAGUGACUUUGAACCAAGCGUAAAACUCAUGGAAUCCGCCAGUUAUUGCCCAGGUCAUUUAGAUGUAGCCGGUUCUUGCUGUCCAACUCAAAGAGGUCACCUGAAUGGAAAGAGAGACACCCUGAGGCUGGACCUGAGGGAGACUGUCUUUGACACAUCUGCUUCAGCAUCCCAGCAAAACAGCGGAUUGAGGAAAACUCAAAGGUUAGGAGUAGGGGGCGAGGAUCCAGUUGUCUUGCCAAACAGCAAACCAGAUAUGCCUGAUGUUUGGAUCAAGCGUUCUGGCGCCCAAAACUCUGGAUACUGAAAUGAACAUCUCAGAGGAAAUAAUUGCUAUUUCAGGGGCAAGGAUAAUUAAUUUCCAUUUUGAGUAGUGAGUAUAAAACUUUUCCAAAAACAAGAACAGGCUGCAUUUUUACAAAGCCAGCAAACCUGGUGCGGAUUAGAGGCAGAUGUUAUUGCAGUGUCAGCUGUUCAACUGCCUGCUCAAUACAGUGCCAUAUUCUCUAUUAUACUGCAGGUUUAUUAAGCAAGAGUUCUUUGUCAUUCUCUCCAGUGCAAUUCGUUUUGGAGUAAACGGAGAGGCAUGAUGAUGAGUGGAAUAAGUGUGAAGUAAAUGGCUCAAAGGAUAUUUUAAAGACAAAGGAAAACCCUUUUCUAAAACAUCAUUGCUACUAACCGACUGAAUAUUGAUGGCGUGACACAAAAAGUGUAUUUUAGCUCAGUCAUCGCUCUUUUCACCAUCAGUCAAACAAAUCUCCUUGGGGAAAUUGUAUUCAGAUAGCUGAAAGUAAUAUUAUCUGGGGUACUUUCUUUCAGAGAAGACUAACCAGUAGCCCUUCAAAAACAAUGGUGGUUGCUCUCCCCUACAAUUUCCCCCUACAAUGUAAUUUACAAGUGGAACCUGCAAGAAAUUGUUUUGCAGCGUGGAACAUUUCUGUUCUGGGGUCCAGCCAGCCAUGCCUUUCCCUAGAUAUACUGUUU